AUUUCCUUUCACUCUCACUCUCACUCUCACUCUCACUCUCGCUUUCAUUCUUCCUUUCACAAUCCUGGUGAUGCCAUCUCACACUUCAAUCGCUUACUCCGAAUGUGUCCUACGACCCCUUCCAUCGUUGAAUUUAACAAGAUUUUAACUUCCCUUGUUAAGACCAAGAAGCAUUACUCCACCGCUAUCUCGCUUUCUCACAAAAUGGAGUUCACUGGAAUCAAGCCAAGCCUUGUUACUAUGAGCAUCUUGAUCAAUUGCUACUGCCACUUAGGUCAAAUCACUUCUGCUUUUUCUGUACUCGCCAGAAUUCUCAAGAGUGGUUAUCAGCCUGAUACCAUCACCUUCAAUACUCUCAUCAAAGGUCUCUGUCUUAGUGGCAAGGUUCAGCGAGCCCUCCAAUUUCAUGACGAUGUGAUAGCACAGGGAUUUCGGUUGGAUCAAGUCAGUUACGGAACCUUGAUCAAUGGGCUAUGUAAAAUAGGGGAAACCAGAGCUGCUUUGGAGUUGCUUAGGCGGAUUCAAGGGCGAGGGAUUAAACCUGAUGUGGUAAUGUACAACACCAUCAUUGAUAGCCUGUGUAAAGAUAAACUUGUAAGUGAUGCUUGCAAUUUAUAUUCUGAAAUGAUUGUCAAGGGAAUAUCUCCUGAUGUUGUCACGUACAGUGCUUUAAUAUAUGGCUUUUGCAUUGUUGGUCAAUUGAAACAAGCAAUUUCUUUGUUAGAUGAAAUGACAACAAAAAACAUCGACCCAAAUGUUUAUACUUAUAAUAUAUUGGUCGAUGCUUUAGGUAAGGAAGGGAAGGUGAGAGAAGCUAAGAACAUGUUAGCUGUGAUGAUUAAACAAGGUGUGAAACCUGAUGUUGUUACUUAUAGUUCCUUGAUGGAUGGGUAUUGCCUAGUUAAUGAAGUGAAUAAAGCCCGGGAUGUAUUCAAUGCUAUGGCUCGGAGGGGAGUGACUCCUAAUGUUCAGAGCUACAAUAUUAUGAUUAAUGGAUUGUGUAAGAUUAAAAUGGUGGACGAAGCCUUGAAUCUCCUUGAAGAAAUGGAUUACGAAAAGAUUAUUCCUAAUAAAGUAACCUACAGUUCUCUUAUUGAUGGUUUAUGCAAAACAGGGAAAGUAUCUAAUGCAUGGGAGCUUCUUGAUGAGAUGCAUGUUAGAGGUCAACCAGCCGACAUAAUCACCUAUAAUUCUUUCUUGGAUGCUUUAUGCAAAGGUCAUCAUGUUGACCAAGCAAUUGCACUUAUCAAGAAAAUUAAAGAUCAGGGUAUUCAGCCUGAUGCAUGGACGUACAAUAUACUUCUGGAUGGACUGUGCAAAGGUGGAAGAUUCAAGGAUGCACACGAGAUUUUUAAGGAUCUUUUGAUUAAAGGCUAUCAUUUAACUGUCCAGACAUAUACUAUUAUGAUCAAUGGGCUUUGUAAAGAAGGCUUGUUUGAUGAAGCGUUGACCUUACUGUCGAAAAUGGAAGAUGAGGGUUGUAUUCCUGAUGCUAUAACUUUUGAAACAAUUAUUCAGUCACUCUUUAAAAAUGGCGAGAAUGACAAGGCAGAGAAACUUCUUCGUGAAAUGAUUGCUAGAGGUCUACUGGAAAAAUAA
Messenger RNA from Lotus japonicus, 1599 nucleotides. RefSeq names its product putative pentatricopeptide repeat-containing protein At1g12700, mitochondrial. Lineage: Eukaryota; Viridiplantae; Streptophyta; Magnoliopsida; Fabales; Fabaceae. Gene Ontology annotation, molecular function: protein binding. The transcript has a single exon. The record is from RefSeq and is a predicted model, not a curated record. Bases 103 to 1599 code for a protein of 498 amino acids.